AUCUACCAGGAUUCCGAUUCGCAUUCCCUCUUGAUCUCACGAAACACCUUUGGGGUUACCUCGAUUGGAUCGCCCACUGGAUGCCCACGGCCUUGGGCUUGCUCUCUCACUACUCCCCAUCACAAUGGCUUCCAAUGGUGUUUUCGCGCCCAACAUGCGCAAAGUUUCGACAGGCGAAUUGAUGCAACCGCACAGAAAGACUAAUGGAGUCGGUGUCCAGGCUGAAGACACGCGCAUAUGCGUCGUCAUGGUGGGUUUGCCCGCCCGCGGGAAGAGUCUCAUCGCACAAAAAGUUGUCCGUUACUUGCACUGGCUGUCGAUCACCGCAAAGGUCUUCAACGUGGGCCAAUAUCGCCGCAAUGCAACCCCCAAUCCCUCCGCCGAGUUUUUCGAUACCUCGAAUCCAGAAGGAGAGCGCCUUCGGAAAGCUGCCGCCGAGGCCGCAGUCAACGACAUGUGCCAGUGGUUCGCCGAGGGGCGGGGCCUCAUUGCCAUACUGGAUGCGACCAAUUCGACAAAAACCCGUCGUCGUUGGAUUCAGGAGCGCUGCUCAGCAGAAAACAUCGAAACGCUAUUUGUUGAAUCCAAAUGCGACGAUGAGGACCUGAUCAUGAGCAAUAUCCUGGAAGUGAAGACGACGUCACCAGAUUACGUGGGGCAGGAUCCCGAGGUUGCAGCAGCCGACUUCCGAAACCGCAUACGGAAUUACGAAAAAGUGUACCAGACUGUCGACGAGGACGAGCAAGAUCUCACAUACGUCAAGUUGAUCGAUGUGGGCAAGCAGGUCAUCAUCAACCGUAUUCAAGAUUACCUCCAAAGUCGCGUUGUCUACUAUUUGAUGAAUCUCCACAUCAAGCCAAGAUCCAUUUGGCUGUCCAGGCACGGAGAAUCGCAAUUCAACUUGUCGGGACAAAUCGGAGGAGACGCCAAUUUGUCGGAGCGUGGCGAAGCUUACGCCCAUGCACUUCCAGGGCUCGUUGCGAAAUCCGUUGGCGACGGCCGCAAGCUCACAGUAUGGACAUCUACCUUGAAACGAACAAUCCAGACCGCCCGUUUCCUAUCGUUCGAGAAGCUUGAGUGGAAAGCGUUGGAUGAACUCGACUCGGGCGUUUGCGAUGGCUUAACUUAUGGCGAGAUCGAGGAGAAAUACCCCGAGGAUUUCGCGCAGCGUGAUGAAGACAAGUACAACUACCGAUACCUUGGUGGCGAGUCUUACCGGGACGUGGUAAUUCGACUUGAGCCCAUCAUCAUGGAACUGGAGAGGAGUGAGAACAUCCUCAUUGUCACUCACCAGGCUAUUUUGCGAUGCAUCUACGCCUAUUUCAAGAACGUUCCCCAGGAUCAGAGUCCGUGGAUGGAGGUGCCCCUCCACACUCUUAUCAAGCUCACGCCAAAGGCCUACGGGACAGAUGAGGAGAGGCUGAAGGCAGACAUUCCGGCUGUCAGCACCUGGAGGGGCAAAGGCAGCAGUGCUAAGCAUCAAGAGGUGGCGGAAAGCACCUAGUCCGAGCACCAACGCUGGGCUGGAUUUCCAACGACAAUGAACAAUCUUGCGCGGAAUGGAGCACUGCAUGACAUGUGCCUUGCUAGUGCUCCUGCAUUGCCUUUUAUCCCUAUACCCUCCUGGUGCAAUGAGUAUGGAUCAUUUGCACAUUGUAUCU
Aaosphaeria arxii CBS 175.79 is the source of this 1661-nucleotide messenger RNA. Its product is annotated as fructose-2,6-bisphosphatase-like protein. Gene Ontology annotation, biological process: fructose metabolic process; fructose 2,6-bisphosphate metabolic process. Gene Ontology annotation, cellular component: cytosol. The transcript is spliced from 3 exons. Gene Ontology annotation, molecular function: ATP binding; fructose-2,6-bisphosphate 2-phosphatase activity; 6-phosphofructo-2-kinase activity. The coding region runs from base 125 to 1504 and encodes 459 amino acids. The record is from RefSeq and is a predicted model, not a curated record. Lineage: Eukaryota; Fungi; Ascomycota; Dothideomycetes; Pleosporales.